Molecule: messenger RNA, 1988 nt
Organism: Alligator mississippiensis (American alligator)
Lineage: Eukaryota; Metazoa; Chordata; Crocodylia; Alligatoridae
Product: cytochrome P450 2A13
Exons: 9
Coding region: 53-1537 (494 amino acids)
Biological process (GO): xenobiotic metabolic process
Cellular component (GO): intracellular membrane-bounded organelle; cytoplasm
Molecular function (GO): heme binding; oxidoreductase activity, acting on paired donors, with incorporation or reduction of molecular oxygen, reduced flavin or flavoprotein as one donor, and incorporation of one atom of oxygen; iron ion binding
Source: RefSeq, a predicted model, not a curated record
UCAGCUCUCGAGCCAGUCGAACACCAUUCCAGGACCAAGACCGCCACUGACCAUGGAUUUCCUCGGUGCUGUUGCCCUCUCCCUCACCAUCUGCCUGACCUGCCUCAUUCUCCUCUCGACAUGGAAGCAGAUGCAGGGGCGUAGCAAGAUGCCACCGGGGCCCACACCCCUCCCACUCAUUGGAAACCUGCUGCAAGUUGACACCAGCAACAUGCUCAAGUCACUCAUGAAGCUCAGUGAGAAGUACGGCCCUGUCUACACCAUCCAGCUGGGCACGCGCCGUGUUGUGGUGCUGUGCGGCUACCGGGCCAUAAAGGAAGCCCUGGUGGACCAGGGUGAUGAGUUUGGUGGCCGUGGGGAGCAGGCCACUUUUGACUGGCUCUUCCAGGGCUACGGUGUGGCCUUCUCCAAUGGGGAGCGGGCGAAGCAACUGCGUCGCUUCUCCAUCACCACCCUGCGCAACUUUGGUGUGGGCAAGAGGAGCAUUGAGGAGCGGAUCCUGGAUGAAGCCCAGUACCUGCUGGGGGCACUGCAGGACACCAAAGGCCUGCCCUUUGACCCCACCUACAUCCUGAGCCGCACAGUGUCCAACAUCAUCAGCUCUGUCGUCUUUGGGGACCGCUUUGAUUACGAGGACAAGGAGUUCCACUCCCUGCUCUACAUGAUGCUCGAGAGCUUCCGCUUCACCAGCACAUCCUGGGGGCAGCUCUACGAGAUGUUUGCAGGUGUCAUGAAUUACCUACCCGGCCCCCAGCACAAGGCCUUCAAGAUGCUGGUGGGGCUGGAGAAAUACAUUGAGAAGAAGGUGAAGGCCAAUGAGGAGACCCUGGACCCCAACUCCCCACGGGAUUUCAUUGACUGCUUCCUCAUCAAGAUGCACCAGGAAAAGCACAACCUGUCCUCUGAGUUCUUCAUGAAGAACAUCAUCCUCACCGUGCUCAACGUGUUCUUCGCUGGGACAGAGACAGUCAGCACCACCAUGCGCUACGGCUUCCUCGUCCUGCUCAAGCACCCGGAGAUUGAAGAAAAGGUGCAUGAAGAGAUUGACCGGGUGAUUGGCCGGAACCGCAGCCCCAACAUUGAGGACCGGAGCCGCAUGCCCUACACGGACGCUGUCAUCCAUGAGUUCCAGAGGUUCUGCAAUGUCAUUCCCAUGGGGCUGUCCCAUCGAAUGACCAAGGAGACCCAGUUCUGGGGCUACACCAUCCCCCAGGGCACCGAGGUGUUUCCACUGCUGGGCUCGGCGCUGAAGGACCCCGAGUGCUUUGAGAGACCUGAAGCCUUUGACCCCGGGCACUUCCUGGAUGAGAAGGGGCAAUUCAAGAAGAACGAGGCUUUCCUGCCCUUCUCCAUUGGGAAGCGGUUCUGUUUCGGUGAUAUGCUGGCUCGCAUGGAGCUCUUCCUCUUCAUCACCAGCAUCCUGCAGCACUUCCGCUUCGAGUCUCCCAUCGACCGCCAGGACCUCGACAUCUCCCCGAAGCUGGUGGGCUUUGCCACCCUGCCCCGCGACUACAAGAUCUGCCUCAUCCCACGCUAGGGGGGGCCUCAAAGCAGUUUGGUCUGUGGGGAGGGGGGUAGAGGGGAAGAGGGGUGCAAAUAGAGGAGCCUUCAUCAGGCCGAGCGUGGGACCCUGGGACAUUCUGUCAUGAAAUCUCAUCCCCUAAAUUCUCCCUCUCGUCCCACUUGGCACGGAUCAGGCACCAACACAGCUCCAUGGCUUCAGCUUCUGUCCCUGUGCCUUGCUAUUGCUGUUCACUUUUCUGCAAGAAAUGUGGUAGGAGGGAAAGGUGUAACGGGACAAUCUUCAGGGCUCAGCACUUGCUGAAUUUGGGAGCUGGUGGAAGGGGAAUCCCCUUUGGUUUUGUGCCUUGCUGUGACCUGUCAAUGAAUGUGGUCCAUCAUUGAAAUCCGUGGCCUUGGCUUAUGCAUGGGGCUGCCCCAGGUGGGUAUCUCUCCAAUAAAAGCUUCCUGCCCCAUUGCUUCCCACA